Molecule: messenger RNA, 1340 nt
Organism: Prorocentrum cordatum
Lineage: Eukaryota; Dinophyceae; Prorocentrales; Prorocentraceae
Source: the annotation of a GenBank genome assembly
AGCCAUUUUGGCUCAAGCCAAGUGCGCUCACGUUUCUGGGACUAUUCGAGUCCUUGUUCAUCCCCGCGCGCAUUCUUAUCGUGGUUUCCGAGCAUGGAGUCUGCAGCGCUGGAUGCCGAGUUCAUCGGCCGUCGUCUUUCGGUCGAAGAUUCGGUAUCUGUUGGCUCUGAAGGCGAAUGCGUGUUUGGCUUUUCGGUCGCGGGUUACGUGACGGACUUCAUAAUAAGUUGCACGAGCGUCGCCUGUGCCCUGGUCGUCAUCUGCAAGCAAAGGUCCUUAGACAAGUACUCUCCGGGAGUCCUCGUCAUUCGUGCGUUUUCCGCCUCCGCCAUGUUCUACGGGGUUGCUUUCCUUUCAGGGGGUCUCGCGCACAUGUGGAUCGGGAUUUACCACUCACAGGGGGAGAUGGAAGCGUUCACCAUGGGAGCCGAAAACAGCGGGUGGAUCUGGACGUGGCUCGUCGCGGUGACCACUACACCUUCGAUCUACACGUGUGGCCUGGGGAUGGUGCUUCCGUACUCGAUGCGCGCCGUCUGGAAACCUGCCCUCGCACUCGUCGCCUUUGUCGUCGCCGCGGUCGAGGCUUAUUUGGUGUUCAAUACCGAGUUGCUGAAGUUGUGGUCUGGUGCACCGAACUUGUUGGUAUCUUUGCUCGCGAGCCUGAUCAUUUCGAUCUGGGCAUGCUGCCGGGCUUGCGGUGGAGAAAUCGGCAUGCCAGCGAUCGCCGCUGGCUCGGGCACCAUCCUCGCCGCAUGGUUGCAGCAACUGUUUGUGCCAGCGGGAUGCAGAGACCAGUGCGCGGCAGACUUCGACACGUUGUGUCCGUAUCCAAAGGACUUCAACCAGAACGCCGUCUUCCACGUCAUCUUGUUGGUCGGCAUCAUCGUACAGUUCGUCGGAGUAAUGCAGCGCACACAGAGUGAGCUCUACACGGAGUAGUGCGACGCAGGGCGUUCAUGGCCCGUCUGACGCCUUCGGAUGCCGUUUUUCGAGGCUGAACGCUUGGCACUUUAGGUCUUGCUGCGCUCACGUGCCAGAAUUCCUGAUCCACAGUUGUUGGCCAAAGAACCUAUCCUUAUUGUCGGCGCUGUGUUUCGCUUUGUCGCUUUAUCCUUCGCCUUCCUUUGACCCCUCCCCCCUGUGCGACUCAGACUGGCGUCAUUGGGUCGUGGCACUGUAGUCAGUUUCUGUGUCGACGGGAUGGACGCGGGAAUCUGCAGUCCAACACUUUUGGUGCGCCCCCGGCCGAAGGCUGCGCGGCCCACAGGCGGAGGCCUUCGUCCUACAAGGGUGGAUGGCAGCCCGUGGCUUAUUGGCGGUUUGCGUGGCGGUUCGCGGAA